Caenorhabditis angaria is the source of this 972-nucleotide messenger RNA. Lineage: Eukaryota; Metazoa; Nematoda; Chromadorea; Rhabditida; Rhabditidae. The record is from the annotation of a GenBank genome assembly.
AUGUUUCUUCUAUUUCUGAUUCCAUCAAUUCUUGGAUCACCUGAAUCUGAUGCCAAAGAUCUGAAUGAAGCAUUCAAUUAUUCAACUCUGAUUACGGUAAUUUAUGAGAAAAAAUACCUGGAAAGACAGAAAAUGAUGGAAACUUUUCGAAGAGUUUAUGGUGAAGAAGCAUAUUUCAAUUUAUGGAACAAAUUGGGCGAUCUCCCAAAGGAACUUUCGAUAGGAAUAAUCGAUAAUCAAGCAUUCUAUGAUGCAAAAUUAUUAAAUCUUGGUCUAACUCGCUCUUUUUACGAUGAAGAUACGUUAAGCGAACUAAUGCUAACAAGAACAUCUCAAGAAAUUAGGACCAUCAAAAAGGCGUAUAAGCGAUUAGAUCAUCGUGAUUUAUGCGAUGAUAUUGAUGGAAGAUCAUCAGGGGAUUUGAAAGGAGUUCUGUUAGCACUUUGUGCAGCUGAUAGAGAUGAAUCUGAAGUUGUUGAUGAGAAAUUGGCAUUGGAAGAUUGUCAAAAUUUAUAUGCUUAUGGUCCAUAUAAUUAUCGAAUUGAUAAAGAUGGAAUCAAUUCGAUUUUGUUCAACCGAAACUAUAAUCAACUUCGAAGAAUGUUCGAGAUAUUCUCCGAAUUCGAAUAUAUCACACCAAUACAAACGGUUAUGAACAAGCGUACGAUUGAGGAUAUGAUUGAACAAGAGUACUCUUUUUCGGCAGAGCGUGCACUUCAACAAUACAUCAAGACUAUGAAACAUCGAGCGGGUUAUUUUGCAAGCCUUAUUGAAGGAGGCUUGAGAGGAGUCAGUGGUGAGCGACAAGUGAUUCGAACAAUUUUUGGACGCGCUGGUGUCGAUUUAUCAGAAAUUGUUAAAGCGUUUGGUGGAAAGGAUAAACUUGUGGAGAGCAUCAGAAAAUCUCAAAAUCUAACUCGGAUUACUAAACAAGCUUUGAUAGCUAUUCUGAAUGCAAAUGAGAAUGUUUGA